UUAAGGCGGUCCACAGACAGCAGAGACCUACCACGUUUUGUUUAAUGCACAUCCAUAGAGGCUGAACUAGUAGCGAAGCGUACAGUAGCAUUUUACUAGUCGACUGGUGUUUUACAUUCCGUCUGCUGGACGUGCUUAAAGCCAUGGCCGAACCGAUACGUGCUUUGUGCGAUGAGCUUAUAAAGGCUGUGAAUGUGAUGAUGGAGGCAGAAUCCAGUCAGACAUACCGCCUGGAGGCCCUUAAGUUUAUUGAAGAUUUCAAAGAGAAAAGCCCCUUCUGCGUUGAAUGUGGACUUCAGUUAGCGGAGAAAUCACAGACGGCAGUGGUCAGACACUUUGGGCUGCAGAUACUGGAGCAUGUAGUUAAGUUUCAGUGGAAUAACAUGGCACCACAAGAAAAGCUCCGGCUGAAGAACUGCACUAUGGGCCUGUUGUCAGAUGGUACACAUCCCAUUCUGCAAGAGGAAUGUCAUGUUAAGGAUGCGCUCUCACGCAUAGUAGUUGAGAUGAUCAAGCGAGAGUGGCCGCAGCACUGGCCCGACAUGCUGAAGGAGAUGGAGGCCCUGGCUGCUAUGGGGGAUGCUCAGACAGAACUCGUAAUGCUUGUCCUGCUGCGGUUAGCUGAGGACGUGAUCACAUUUCAGACAUUACCCACUCAAAGACGGAGAGAUAUCCAGCACACCCUUACGCAGAAUAUGGACAGCAUCUUCACCUUCCUGCUUGGCAUUCUGCAACUUCAUGUGAAUGAGUACAACAAGUUGAAAUGUGUUGCUGGUCUGGAAUUGAAGACAAAAGCUCACUGGCGAGUUGGUGUGGCCACUCUCAACACUCUGGCUGGCUACAUUGAUUGGGUUGCUCUGAGCCACAUCACCAAUGAAAACUGCCGUCUUUUGGAGAUCUUGUGCCUGUUGCUUAGCGAACCCGAACUUCAGUUGGAGGCUGCAGAGUGUCUGCUAAUUGCCAUUAGUAGGAAAGGAAAGUUAGAGGAGAGAAAGCCAUUUAUGUUGCUCUUUGAUGAAGUCGCCAUGAACUAUAUCCUGUCUGCUGCACAGUCGGCAGACGGUGCAGCUCUGUGUAACCAAUCAUCGGGUGCCGUCGUGGAAAGAAGAUACACCUUUUUGAAGAGGCUGUGUCAGGUUCUCUGUGCCCUGGGUAGCCAAAUCUGCUCUCUAGUGGGUUCAGAUGUUGAAGUACAAGUUCCUGUUAACCUGAAUAAAUACAUGGAAGCUCUUCUUGCUUUCACUACUCAUCCCAGCCAGUUUUUGAGGUCUUCCACGCAAAUGACCUGGGGAAACUUAUUCCGACAUGAAGUUUUAUCGAAGGAUCCUGUAAUUUGCCAAAUGACCAUCAAAUAUUUAAGAUCAGCAAGGAUCAAUCUUGUGAAAACUGGAUUUCCCUCCAAGAAUGAUUGUCCAGGUUGUGAAUUCUCCAGAGUGGACUUUGAUAGUGAUGAAGAUUUCAACUGCUGCUUUAAUUCUUUCAGGGCUCAUCAGGGGGAAGCAGUUCGUCAGGCUUGUAAAAUUGUCCCGUUCGAGGCUUUUCAAAUUGCAAGGGAGUGGGCGCAGUAUCAGAUCAACACACCUAUAGAUACUGGGAAUACAACACCGGUUCAGUGGGAUGCCAUGACUUUCUUCACUGAAAGUGUAUUUGGACAGCUCUUCAAAAUCCUCGAAAAAGAGAAGCUUCCCAUAGAUGAGGGCAUGGAGCUGCUGCAGAUGGUUGUAAACUAUGAGACAAGAGAUCCUCUCAUUCUGUCCUGUGUUCUUACCAUCAUAUCCACUCUCUUUCCCUUCGUCAAACACCAACCUCAGUUCCUGCCUCAAGUACUCUAUAAGAUAUUCCCUGCCAUCACUUUUGAAUUGGUUGAAGAACGCAAGGCACCUCGAACGCGAGCUGUAAAGAACGUCAGAAGACAUGCCUGUUCUUCCAUCAUUAGGAUGUGUCGAGAUUAUUCAGACCUUAUUCUGCCAUGCUUCGACAUGAUGUAUGAGCAUGUGAAGAGGUUGUUCUCAAAUGAGAUGCUGCUGACACAGAUGGAGAAGUGUGCUCUUAUAGAAGCCCUGAUACUGAUCAGCAAUCAGUUUAAAGACUAUAACAAGCAGAAAGCUUUCCUGGAGGAACUCAUGGCACCUGUUACUGCCCAGUGGCUGUCAGAGGAGAUGAGGAGCGUGUUAUGGGAUCCUGCUACCUUCUUGGCAUAUGUUGGUGCUGAUCAGGUGGUCAGUGACCCUGACAAAGAGGACCAGAUGGGUAUCAACAGGUCACGGAUUAGUUUGUGUGUAUACACCAUACUUGGCGUUGUGAAGCGUGCUCGUUGGCCUGCUGAUCCUGAGGAGGCAAAAGCAGGCGGCUUUGUGAUCAGCACUACCUCUGAUGGGACCCCCAUCUACAGAAACCCUUGUGCAGAGCCUGUGCAGGCCCUUCUGCCCAACCUUUUGGCCCUCAUCAGGACCCACAACAGCUUGUUCUUGCCAGAGAACGUCAACCGGCUUAGCAAGACCUUUACUAGAGUCUAUGAUAUUAUGGAUAUGGAUAAGAAUUCCGUUUUAGGAAUUCCUCAACAAGUUUUAGAUUCCUACGACUCCCCAGUGUACAGAAACAUUGAUGAGCGCAUGCAAGGCUUCUUCUCCUCACUCUACGAAAACUGUUACCAACUGCUUGGGAAUACUGGUCCCUGCUUGCAACAAGACUUUUAUGCUAUAGAGGGCUUGGCAGAGCAGAUUGUUGGUUCGGCCUUCAUCCAUCUAGACAGUGUUCCAGACCACAGGCUCCGUCCCCUAGUCCGUCUCUUCAUGAAGCAGCUGGUCUUGUCCUGUCCUCGUGAGUACUAUGACAGCCUCCUCUGUCCCUUGCUGGGUCCAUUAUUUGCCUAUCUACAGCAGAGACUGAGCUUUCGGUGGCAGAUCAUCAACCAAAGGACCAGUCUGAGUGCUCAGGAGGAGGAGGAGGCCUAUGAGGAGAACCAUGUGACUCAGGAAAUGGUGGAGGAGCAGCUGUUGCGGUUGGUCACGCGAGAGGUCAUUGACCUUCUAAGUGUGACUUGCAUUACAAGAAAAUGUCCAGAGUUAUCUGCAAACAAAGAGGAUGCAGAUGGAGAUGAGGAGAUGGUGUCAAUGGAUUCCUCACAGGGCAUUCAAAUAAAUACACCUACAGAUGAGCUCUCAGAAUUGGGCAAGUGCCUUCUCCGAAGUGAGGAUAUUUAUAUGAACCUCCUGACUAUAUGUUUUAACUCCCUUUCCUGGAAGGACACUGUAAAUUGUCAACGGACUGCUGGUUUGCUCUGCUGGACUUUACUAAAACAGGUGCUUGGUGGUAACCUGCUUCCGGAGGCUGUGACGUGGCUCUUCGCCAGUGUACUGAAGGGUCUGCAGAUGCAUGGGCAACACGAAGGCUGCAAUGCUGCACUAACUCAUCUGGCCUUGCUCAUCUACGAGGCUCUAAGGCCUCGAUACGCUGAGCUGCGUCUCAUCAUGAAUCAGAUCCCUGAUAUCCAAGUUGAUGCCCUGGAGCAGUUUGAUCAGAAGGCCAUCCAACCCGCUGUAUCAAAGGCAGGAGAGAAGAAAAAGAAAGAGCAGUUUAAACGUCUCAUUGCAGGCACUGUUGGGAAACCCCUAGGACAGCAGUUCAAGAAGGAAGUACACAUCCGCAACCUUCCAUCUCUGUUUAAGAAGCCAAAGCCUACGAAAGAUAUGCUGGAGAACACUGAUGAUGCAGGUCUGAUCGCUCUAUUCUCUCCUGACCGUGACCAUUGCUGAGGGAACCACAGCUUUACCACACCCUCACUUCAUUGAGCCUCUUGUGUGUAGUACAGUAUCCGGUCUGAAAGGCCUUUUUAAGGCA
Molecule: messenger RNA, 3840 nt
Organism: Rhinichthys klamathensis goyatoka
Lineage: Eukaryota; Metazoa; Chordata; Actinopteri; Cypriniformes; Leuciscidae
Product: exportin-5-like
Exons: 33
Coding region: 144-3755 (1203 amino acids)
Biological process (GO): protein export from nucleus; RNA export from nucleus
Cellular component (GO): RNA nuclear export complex; cytoplasm; nucleus
Molecular function (GO): nuclear export signal receptor activity; small GTPase binding; RNA binding
Source: RefSeq, a predicted model, not a curated record